UUUAGGGUCGCUAUUGGUGGUACAAACCUACUUCAGCCAGACGACCAUUUCCGCCAGAACAAUGCUAAAGGGCGUAGUAGCACUGGUUACAGGCGGAGCUUCAGGCUUAGGCCGGGCUACUGUAGAGAGAGUUAUUCGAGAGGGUGGCCGAGCUGUUAUAUGUGACUUAUCAACUUCCCAGGGAGCUAAAGUUGCAGAGGAAUUAGGGGAAAAGGCCAUAUUUGCUCCUACUGAUGUAUCAUCGCCAGCUGAUGUAGAAAAUGCACUUGGUAUGUGCAAGGAUAAAUUUGGACGACUAGAUAGUGUAGUUAAUUGUGCUGGUAUUGCAGUGGCUGUGAAAACUUACAAUCCUAAGAAACAGCUUGCUCAUUCCUUGGAAGACUUUGCACGAGUUCAGACAGUGAAUCUUUGUGGAUCGUUUAAUGUUAUUCGCUUGUCUGUUGGCCUAAUGGGUGAAAAUGUACCAAAUGCAGAUGGGCAACGUGGAGUGAUUGUGAACACAGCCAGUGUGGCAGCUUUUGAUGGCCAAAUUGGGCAAGCAGCCUAUUCAGCAAGUAAAGGAGGAAUUGUUGGGAUGACACUUCCUAUUGCAAGGGAUUUAGCACCUAUGGGAAUCAGAGUCUGUACAAUUGCUCCAGGUUUGUUCCUAACACCUUUACUUGAGGGUCUGCCUGAAAAGGUACAGAACUAUUUGGCUUCUACUGUCCCAUUUCCCAAGCGUCUUGGAAAUCCAGACGAGUAUGCUCAGAUGGUUCAAGCCAUAAUAACUAACCCAAUGAUGAAUGGAGAGGUGAUACGUGUUGAUGGAGCAAUUAGGAUGCAGCCAUAGGGAUUUUGAUAUGCAAAAUAUGUAACUAUAGGUUUGUGAAUUCAUUUUGUAAUCCAGGGGUAAAGUAAAAUAGAUAUUCCAAUUUUAGCUGUGACAUUCUAACAUUACUUAGGUAAGAAACAUGCACCAUAAUUCACUGUAGUUCUGGUUAUUUUUCACAUACAAAUUUUGCUUUGGAUUGUGGUGCUUGAGAUCAUGAGUUACUGUUUUGGAUCUUGUCUCAUAUUGUUGAUUCAAACUUUUAUUUGAAAUGAUGAUUUGCUUGUAAGUAUUCCAUUUUUUUCACAUCUUAAGUAUGAAUACAAGCAGUUUUCCAUGUUUUUAGUACUCUCUAGUUUACUUUGCCUUUGGUAUGU
Molecule: messenger RNA, 1185 nt
Organism: Macrobrachium nipponense
Lineage: Eukaryota; Metazoa; Arthropoda; Malacostraca; Decapoda; Palaemonidae
Gene: scu
Product: 3-hydroxyacyl-CoA dehydrogenase type-2-like
Exons: 5
Coding region: 62-829 (255 amino acids)
Biological process (GO): androgen metabolic process; fatty acid metabolic process; estrogen metabolic process
Cellular component (GO): mitochondrion
Molecular function (GO): estradiol 17-beta-dehydrogenase [NAD(P)+] activity
Source: RefSeq, a predicted model, not a curated record